Ichthyophthirius multifiliis is the source of this 1341-nucleotide messenger RNA. RefSeq lists its product as hypothetical. Gene Ontology annotation, cellular component: nucleolus. Gene Ontology annotation, molecular function: ATP binding; nucleic acid binding. NCBI's taxonomy places the organism in Eukaryota, Ciliophora, Oligohymenophorea, Hymenostomatida. Gene Ontology annotation, biological process: maturation of LSU-rRNA from tricistronic rRNA transcript (SSU-rRNA, 5.8S rRNA, LSU-rRNA). The record is from RefSeq and is a predicted model, not a curated record. The transcript has 3 exons.
AUGACAAAUAUCCAAAAACAAGGUAUUCCAGCAAUUAUUUAAGGCUAAAAUAUAGUUUUAAAAAGUGAAACUGGGUCAGGAAAAACACUAACUUAUUUAGUUCCUUUAAUAUCUAAUUUAUUACAUUUAGGAGAUUAAAAUAAAAUAAGCAGAAACGAUGGAUCAUAUAUAUUCGUCAUAUGCCCAACAAGAGAAUUAUGUAUUUAAUGUGAAAACGUGGCUAAAUAAAUAACUUUAAAAUCAACCUUUAUUAUCACAGGAACAUUAAUAGGAGGUGAAAAUCCCAAAAAAGAAAAAGCACGUCUCCGAAAAGGAAUUACAGUACUAUUCGCAAGUCCAGGAAGAAUUCUAUAUCACCUCAAAAACACUUAAUCUUUUGUUUUUGAUAAACUUAAGUACUUAGUUUUUGAAGAAAGUGACCGUACAUUAGAUAUGGGAUUUUAAAAAGACCUCGAAGAAAUAGUUACUGUUUUACAGUAAAAAAUAGACUUCGAAAAAGUUCAAAAGAUAUUAAUUUCAGCCAAUUUUAAUGAUGAUAUAGAAGCUUUAUAUUUAAAAAUGUCCAUCUAAAAUUCUAAUGGAGAAGUUCUUUAAGGCGAAACAUUUUUGGGAGAUAUCAAAGUUUUUAUUUUGCACGGAAACAUUUAAUAAAAAGUAAGAUCGGAGACAUAUUUUAACUUCAAAAAAUACCAAGGAGGGGCUAUUUUAGUCUCCACAGAUGUAGCUUCGAGAGGUUUGGAUUUUCCAGAAGUUACCCAUUCGAUAUUGUUUGAUGCGCCUACUAGUAUAUCUGAAUAUUGCAAUAGAAUAGGAAGAACUGCACGUAUUGAUUCUAAAGGAAUUUCCUUAUUAAUUUUAAAUAAUGUCGAAAAGCCUUAUAUAGACAAAAUGAGAGAGUUUAAUAUCAAUUUAAAGUCUUUUAAUGACGAGUUAGUCAUAGAAGCUACUCAGGAGUUAAUAUAAAAGAAAUAUAAUAUUAAUAUGGAUGCUUUUUAAUAUGUAGAAAGUCUCAUUAGAUAAUGUACUAGAAACGACAAAAGUAAAUAUAUUCUUGCAAGAAGGGCUUAUGUGAGUUCUUUGAGAGCUUAUGCUAUGUUAAAAGAUAAGGAUAUUUUUAGAGUCAAAUUAUUAAAUUUGAAGGCUUUAGCAAAAGGGUUCGGAGUAGGAAAUGUAAAGGCUGGAAAUGAAACGAAAUCUGAUAGAUAUUAAUAAGAACUUGCAGAGGCAAAUAAGAAUCGAUAUGAUAAAAUGGAAAGGUUCUUUAAUGAAAAGGCAGAAAGAGUUAAAAAUUAAAGAAAACCAAUGAAUACUAAAUAACUUUUUAAUAUGGAGUUUAUGUGA